UGUUCGGGUGUAGUAACAGCAAUGGAACGACCUUCCAUUGGUGAAGAAACACAACUCUAAUUCAGUAUGAUCGGAUAAAGAAAUCUCUUCGCAUAAACAAAUAAAGAAAUAAAAAAGGAUCAAAUAUGUUAUGGUUGUUGAGAAUAUAUAUCUAGUGGUAGAGAGUAAAUUCAGACAAGAGUUUUCUUUCUUCCACAUGUGAAUGGUGUUGUUUUUUUUUUUUUUUUUUCUCAUAUUGCAAGUUAGUUUCUAACACACUAAUGGAUUUUGCUUUUCCUUUCUUUCUUUCCUUUUUCUCGCCUCUCUCCUUCAGCUUCACAUUUUCUUUCUCUUACAAACAACAUUAACAAUUUGAAUAUAAUUAUAUAGCAAAAUCCCCAAAUUUUCCAGUUACACAAGGAGGAGAGAGUCCCCAUUUACAUAUAUAUUAAUUUAUCUUACAUAAGUAGAAAAAAGAAUUUGGUGUGUUUCUAAAUUUGAGCCAAAUUGGGUAUCUUUGGUUUGUUUUUGUUUCACACCCACAUUUCUGUGCAUUGUAAAAUUGUUUUUUAUUUCCCAAAAUUCUUGAUUUGGGUGUUCAGUUUGUGUAAAGUUUUGUCCUAAUAAUCAGAAAAGAAGGCAUUUUGGAAGAAAAAAAUAUUUGGGGUGUCUCUAAAUUUCCAAAUUGGGCAUUUUUGGUUUGUUUUGUUUCACACCCAUUGUAAAUUGUUGGAAAAGAUUGUGUUUAUUUCCCAAGAUUCUGGAUUUGGGUGUUCAGUUUGUGUAAAGUUUUUUCCUUUUAACGACAAAAAAGGCAUUCUAAAAGAAGAAAAGAAAAAGAUUUGGUUUUUCUAAAUUUCCAAAUUGGGCAUCUUUGGUUUAUUUCAUUGUAAAUUGUUGGCAAUUGUACUUAUUUCUCAAAAUUCUCAAUUUGGGUGUUCUAAAGAUUUGUUGAAUCAAUUACAAAAAGGCAUUUUUGACAUUUUUUCGAUUUAUGUGUACCAUGGCAAGAUUGUUGAUUGAGGCUCAAGCUUUGAUCUUUAUAUAAAGAUUUGGAUAAAGAGACAGAUGCUUUAUUUUGUAAGUGAUUGGGGAUCUUUGAGGUCUCCUUUAACUUGUCAAGGAAAAUGUAUUCACCUCCACUGUCUUCUACAAAUCGAAGCGAUUCAAAAGAGAGAAUCAACACCACUAGUAGCUCUCAAUUGCGACUUUAUCAAAUCUGGCAAGGAAGAAAUAGAUUCUACCUUGGAGGCAGACUUGUAUUUGGUCCAGAUAUUAGGGCACUGUUUCUUACGUUGUUCUUAAUCCUAGUUCCAGUAGCAUUAUUUUGUGCUUUCGUUUCAAGAGGACUCGUCAAUGCAUUUCCCCACCAAUUCGGCUAUAUUAUUGUGGCUAUAUCUCUUGUCUUCUCAGUCAUUAUUGUAGUUCUUCUCUUGCUAACUUCUGGAACAGAUCCUGGAAUUGUUCCACGAAAUGCCCAUCCUCCAGACGCUGACGAUGAAUGUGAAACUUCUAGCAUCUCGACGAGUUGUUUGGGAAGUCAGACUGGUCCUGUCAGUUUACCACCUAUGAAAAAUGUUACAGUCAAUGGAAUAGUUGUCAAAGUAAAAUACUGCAAAACAUGUAUGCUAUAUCGGCCACCACGCUGCUCUCAUUGCUCCAUAUGCGACAAUUGCAUUGAGCGCUUCGACCAUCAUUGCCCAUGGGUGGGACAGUGCAUUGGGAAGAGGAACUAUCGUUACUUUUUCAUGUUUGUUUCUUCUACAAACCUCUUGAGCCUCUAUGUCUUUGCGUUCUGCUGGAUAAAUUUAAAGAAGAUAAUGGAAGCACAACAUUGUAACGUUUGGAGCGCAUUUCUCAAAUCACCUGCUUCAGGCGUCCUUAUUAUGUAUACGUUCGUAGUUUCUUGGUUUCUCGGAGGUCUCACAGCAUUUCACUUGUACUUGAUAAUCACAAAUCAGACCACAUAUGAAAACUACCGGUAUCGUUAUGAGAGGAAGAUGAAUCCUUUCAAUCUUGGAUGUGCUCGGAAUUUUAAGGAGAUCUUUUUCACCAGCAUGCCAAGUUCCAGGGUCAAUUUCCGUGCACAUGUGAAAGUUGAUCGCUCUUCAAGCUUUAACACCUCAUCUUACUUGGGUGGGGCUACGACGAAUUCAGAUAUGCACAAAAUGAAGAACUUUGACGUGGAGGUUGGGAGAAGACAGGCUGUUGAUGCUGAUGAAUGUAAAGAUAUAGACAACCGGAUAAGAAGCGUAGGUGGUGGGGUAGACCGAUGUGAGAGAUGAAGGCUGCGGCCAAAAAGGUUACUGUGCAAAAACAUCAUCGGGUGUACAUAUAUUGGCUGAAGAGCUUAGAGCAGAAUACGAUCUGAAGGACAGGGAGAAGUGGUCUUCGUUGAAGUUUUUGUUCUUCCUGCAUGGAUGACACGGCGGCAUGGUGUUGCCACAACGGUUGAAAUUGUAGGAUCGUUGUGGCUGGAGGGGUGGGGGCUUAAUAUUUUAAUUUCUUGUGAAUGAUUAGCAGCUCAUAGAAAUAGAAGUUCAAUUCUAUUCUUCUUUGAUGAUUUGAUGAUAUAUAACCAUUCAAUGAAUGUUUUGCUGGUGAAGUUGUAUGACACUACUGUUUGUUUAUAUUUCUAUUACUGUAGUUUCAUAUA
Molecule: messenger RNA, 2635 nt
Organism: Lycium ferocissimum
Lineage: Eukaryota; Viridiplantae; Streptophyta; Magnoliopsida; Solanales; Solanaceae
Product: probable protein S-acyltransferase 7
Exons: 5
Coding region: 1107-2264 (385 amino acids)
Biological process (GO): peptidyl-L-cysteine S-palmitoylation; protein targeting to membrane
Cellular component (GO): endoplasmic reticulum; Golgi apparatus
Molecular function (GO): protein-cysteine S-palmitoyltransferase activity
Source: RefSeq, a predicted model, not a curated record